AUGGACCUCAUGAGUUCUCGAUUCAAACUCGGUUUUGGCAGGAAGAAACAGCCUAACGCUCCCACCCCCGUGAAUCCUCCAGCCCUCCCUCCAAACAGUCCUCCCCCACCCUCCGGUCGCAGUUCCUCAACUGCAAGUCUACCAAUGAGCAAUCAAAACGUACAGGGUCGCCCGCCAAGUUAUCGCCCAACGAGCCCGCCCAGUCAGCCAUCCAUCAACACCAACCUGCCUUACCAGCCCAGCGCUCCUGCGAAUGGUCCCCCGGGCUAUGGAUUGCAACAACAGAUGGGCACCAACCUUCCAAUGCCAAUGCAGAACACAAACUACCCAGGCCGUAACCCGGCAGUUGAGGUCGAGGGCGCGGGUCGCAGCAAGGCUCAACUGAUCGUGGGCAUUGACUUCGGUACAACGUUCUCAGGUGUCGCAUACGCGUUCGCAACCAACAACGAGGCAAGAGAAGACAUCAUUACAGAAUGGCCUGGCGCCGGAACCCACACCAAACAAAAGAUCCCCACUGUCCUCUAUUACGACCAGUACCAAAAGGUGGUAGGAUGGGGGCCCGACAUCGCCGAUGCGCUCGCUCCGACCGGCUACCCCAAGCCUGGGGUACAAAAGGUGGAAUGGUUCAAGCUACAGCUGAUGCUCUCCGGGAACACAUAUAUCGACCCCAUCAACCUGCCUCCUCUACCCCCCGGCAAAUCCGAAAUCGACGUUGCCGCCGACUACCUUUUCAAGCUCAGACAGGCUGUGCGCGCCCAGUUACUCAAAACGCUCGGAGAGGUGUUCACUCGCGAGGAACGCAAUAUCAAGUACUACCUCACGGUACCGGCUAUCUGGAAUGAUGCAGGCAAAGCCGCGACUCGGACUGCCGCCAUUCAGGCCGGUUUCCUGCGCGACGAGAACGACAACCGCCUCACGCUCGUUUCCGAGCCUGAAGCGGCUGCCCUGUUUUGCGCCAAGAGCGGUCUGUUGAACCUCAAGGUCGGCGAUGCGAUCUUGAUCGUUGAUUGCGGUGGUGGUACCGUCGAUUUGAUCGCGUACGAGGUCGAAGAAGAAUCGCCUUUCAGCGUGAUGGAGUGCACUGCUGGAUCUGGUGACUCCUGCGGUUCUACGGCAUUGAACCGCAACUUCAGUAACAUUUUGCGCGCGAAGAUUCGCAAGAUGAAACUGCCAGAUGGCUCGCGCACUGCUGGCAAGGUCUACGCGAAGUGUAUCAUGGACUUUGAAAAUCGCAUCAAGGCAGACUUCCGCAACAACGGACAAAAAUGGGCCGUGGAUGUCGGUAUUGAGGCUGACUUCCCCGAUGCUGGUAUUGAGGACGGUUUCAUGACAUUUACGAACGAGGAGAUUCUGCAGUGCUUCGAGCCGGUUGUGAAUCGCAUUCUUGAGCUGGUUCGCAACCAGAUCAUCGCGAUUCAAGCACAGAACCGCGCACUUCAGAACGUUCUGGUCGUCGGUGGAUUCGGUGCUUCAGAAUACCUCUUCCAGCAGAUCAAGCUCCAUGUACCUCCCCAGUAUCAAACAAAGGUUGUCCGGCCCAUGGACUCCGUGGCCGCGAUUGUCAAGGGUGCGGUCACAGCAGGUAUUACCGAGCGAGUCAUCACGCACCGUGUUGCCCGUCGCCACUACCUGAUGGCCACUCUCCAGCCCUUCAAGGAGGGAUACCACCCGGAGCAAUACCGCGUGCCCAGUCUGGAUGGCCGAGAUCGAUGCAAAUACACCCGUCAAAUCUUCGUCCAAAAGGGUGAGCGUGUUCGAAUUGGCGAGCCAGUCAAGGUCAGCUUCUUCCGCCAAGUCGCGCCGGGCGCCACCCUCAUGUACGAGGAUGUCCUGUAUGCCUGCGACGAGGACGUCUGCCCUGAAUACACCAAGGAUCCACGCAUCAAGGAAGUUGUCACUUUAACAUCCGACCUCUCACGGAAGAACCUAGAGACCGACUUUGAGCGCAUGGACACACCUCAAGGAAUCUUCUACCGAGUCUACUUCGACAUCUACCUGACGCUAGACGGCAGCGAAUUUAGCGCCGAACUAGUCUGCCAAAAUGAGAUCAUGGGCCGCUGCCGUGCUAAGUUCAGGUGA
Penicillium olsonii is the source of this 2079-nucleotide messenger RNA. NCBI's taxonomy places the organism in Eukaryota, Fungi, Ascomycota, Eurotiomycetes, Eurotiales, Aspergillaceae. The record is from the annotation of a GenBank genome assembly.